CUGCUGUGUGCUGGGCUCUGACCUGCCAGGAAGCAGAGACCAGAGAGAGGAGGGAGACAGAAACCUGGAGACAGACCUGAGGAAGAGGCGGGCAGUGGCUGCGGCAGGAUUUGCGUCCUUUCCCUCCCUCCCCAACCUCCCUUAACACCCCUAUUUAGCCAAAGCCCCUUCAAAGUUCCCCAGGGGUUCUACCUACCCCCUCUCUGGGGCACCAGCCCCUCAGGGCCCUGUUUCCCACCAUGUCCAUGGCUGUGGAAACUUUUGGCUUCUUCAUGGCAGCCCUGGGGCUGCUGAUGCUGGGGGUGACCUUGCCAAACAGCUACUGGCGAGUCUCCACCGUGCACGGAAGCGUCAUCACGACCAACACCAUCUUCGAGAACCUUUGGUAUAGCUGUGCUACAGACUCCCUGGGAGUCUCCAACUGCUGGGAGUUCCCGUCAAUGCUGGCCCUCUCUGGGUAUAUCCAGGCCUGCCGGGCACUCAUGAUCACCGCGAUCCUACUGGGCUUCCUUGGCCUCUUUCUGAGCAUACUGGGGCUGCGCUGCACGACCAUUGGGAACAUGGUGUUCUCCAGGAAAGCCAAGCUGGCAGCCACUGCAGGGGCCCUGCACAUGCUGGCUGGUAACUUCGGGAAGGUGAUGGGGGUGUCUGUGGGAUGGUGGCCAUCUCCUGGUACGCCUUCAACAUCACCCGGGAGUUCUUUGACCCCCUGUAUCCUGGAACAAAAUAUGAGCUGGGCCCCGCCCUCUACCUGGGCUGGAGCGCCUCUCUGCUCUCCAUCCUGGGUGGCAUCUGCCUCUGCUCUACCUGCUGCUGCGGCCCUGACGAGGACACCGCUGCCAGCGCCCACCUUCCCUACAAGGCCUCCGGGUCCGUGGUGCCCUUUGCCGCUUCAGGGGAAGAAGGUGACAGCAGCUUUGGCAAAUACGGCAAAAACGCUUAUGUGUAGGCGCUUUGGCCCUUGAGCCCCAUUUUCCUUCCCACUGCCCCGGUGAGAAGGAGUCUUGGCCGUGUCCCGCCCUCCCAAUGACAGCCUCAGGGUAAGGCUAUACCCAGGACCCUAAACCUGGCCCGCCACGCCCCCUUGCCUCAUGCUCCAGGGGCCUUCCAGGCCAAGAACUCCUCCUGAGUCCCUUUGGCUGGACCCCUCUCAUCAGUCUUCAGAACCUGGCAUCUGGGCUGUGAAGGGGUCAGCGGUGGCCCUGUGCGUGUGUAUUCUUCAUGCAUAAAUAAAGGUAUAUUGUGACUGUUCAGGAA
This is a messenger RNA of Nycticebus coucang (slow loris), 1257 nucleotides long. RefSeq names its product claudin 15 (gene CLDN15). Gene Ontology annotation, molecular function: structural molecule activity. The transcript is spliced from 5 exons. Lineage: Eukaryota; Metazoa; Chordata; Mammalia; Primates; Lorisidae. The coding region runs from base 240 to 965 and encodes 241 amino acids. Gene Ontology annotation, biological process: bicellular tight junction assembly; cell adhesion. Gene Ontology annotation, cellular component: bicellular tight junction; plasma membrane. The record is from RefSeq and is a predicted model, not a curated record.